AUGGAGAACCAGAGGUCAACCAGGAAAGAGAUAGAGAAGGUCUUUCACAUGAAAACCAGGAGUCGACUCCAGGAGGAUCAGGAGAUGGCUCGUGAUCUUAUAGAGAAAGCUUUGUACAGUUUGGAACGCCCAUUUCACCCUUUGUUUAGUCUCACCAGUGGAACCUGCAGACUAGAUUAUCGCAAAACAGAGAACAGAGCUUUCUACCUGGUUCUCUUCAAGCACAUGAUGUUCCCAGAGAGGAGAGGCUGUCCCCGAACAGCCCUGGAAUUCUGCAAACUUAUCCUAAGCCUCGAUCCAGACGAUGACCCCCUCUGCUUGUUGCUGAUUAUUGAUUUGCUGGCAUUACAAGCUAGGGAUUAUGGGUUCCUAAUACAUAUGUUCCAGGAAUGGGAGAGUCAUCGAAACUUGUUCCAGCUCCCAAAUUUUGCCUUCUCUGUACCACUGGCAUAUUUUCUCCUCAGUCAGCAAGAUGAUCUCCCGGAGGUUGAACUGAGUUCUGCAAGGGAGAAUGCAUCUCGCCUGAUCCAGCAGGCACUCAUCAUAUUCCCCGGCAUUCUCAUGCCCCUGCUGGAUUGCUGCAGUGUGCACCCAGACUCCGCUGUUUUAGCUCAUCUUGGACUCAGGACUCAGAUGAGCCAACCUCCUGCCUUGACCCAGCUGGUUCCCCUACACAUUGGGAGGACAUACUCUCUCUGGAAGGAUUCUAUCAUCAUGGCUUGGCUAGAAACAAAUGUCAGAGAAGCGCUGCAGACAGUAGAUGCUGGUGAACCCAUAGUGGAGGAAGCUGAAAGAAGGCAGAAGGUCCGGUACCAGAGUGCCUCCAGAAAUAUCUAUCGCCGUGUGAUCCUUUCUGAGAUGAAGGAGGCCACCGCAGCCCUGCCUCUGGAAGUGACGUCCCAGCCUGUGAUGGGGUUUGACCCUCUGCCUCCCUUGGAUUCCAUCACUUCCUACACCAGACCAUGAAGGGCAUACCGUUACUCCAAUGAAAGCACAUUAUCUCUCUUCUUUGGAUCAUUGUUGCCAAAUUUUACCUUUCAGGGAGAAGAUGAAAUAGGCCCAGUUGGCCCCGAAGAGGACUUUGACCAGGGCUUGAACAGGCUGAUGGCAGCCACACGAGACCUCCUGGCCAGCAUCCGGUUCCAGGACUCUCCGACAGAAGAUAACCCUGAUAGGAAUGGGGAUGAGGAUGAAGACUGGGACUAAGACUAGAGCAUCCAGAAUCCCAGUGAUAUGCUGUAGAAUUAUGUUCAUGAUUUUUUUCGGUUGAAAUUUAAUAGUUCCCUAA
This is a messenger RNA of Trichosurus vulpecula (common brushtail), 1288 nucleotides long. Its product is annotated as transcription factor 25-like. NCBI's taxonomy places the organism in Eukaryota, Metazoa, Chordata, Mammalia, Diprotodontia, Phalangeridae. Gene Ontology annotation, cellular component: RQC complex. The record is from RefSeq and is a predicted model, not a curated record.